UGUAUAUAAAAUAUUACUUGUCAACCAACCACACUAGAUAAUUCUGGGGAAAUCUGAGUGACAUAUCUCACAGCUGCUUCCUAUGGUUACACUCACUGGUGUAGUAAGGGGUCAUGUUUGAUCUAUGACAAGAUAUACAAGUAUUGUAUAUCGGGGGAAAACCCAAAGCAGUGCGGGCACUCUGUGAGACAGCAGAGGAAGCAGUGACUGAGCCCACCGACCAUCUUAUACCAGCCACACUCUUUCAGUGGAAUGUUGCUCACAAAUCCAGUACUUUUGUGUUGUUUUAAACAGUAAAACACUAACUAAAUUGAAAAGAGAAACUUCAUGAUUCUGUUACUAUCAAUGUUAAUUACCGAAAGUUGUCUUCAAUAGUGAUAAGCUGUUACACACAAUACUGCAGAUACUUAAAGUGAAAACUUCCAACUGAAAAAAUGCCAUCUAUGAAAGUUCUAAAACCUGCGAUGAGGAUAAUCUUAAUUAUAAUAAUCAGCCAUGCAGAAGGCCAAGUAGUGCCUGAUUUAAACAGUAACAAGUGUCCGGAUCAAGUGCCACAAUUCUGUAAUUGUGAAGCAUUGCAGAUUAGCUGUGAUUGUAACAAUGAAAAAGCUGAACUUGGCCCAGCUUUUGGUGACCGAACAGUCAUCACUAUGAAGAACUGCAAACAACUGAUAAUCCAACCUCAGAGUUUCAUAAAAAGUGGUCCUCUCCAGAUAGUCCUACAAAAUAUUACAGACCUACAACUAAUGAAGGGGUCUUUUGAUGCAUUGAAGGAUGCUAGAAUAAAUAUUACCAUUAUCAACACUAUCUCAAAUGAACUUCCAAGUGAUGCUUUUGCAGUAAGAGAAACUAGCAUUCCCUCAGUAGAUACAGUGAAUCAGUCUUGGACUACUAAACCAACAUUAAUAUUUCAAAUUGUCAACAGUGUAAUACAUAAGAUAGCUACUGGAGCCUUUGGGAAGUUCGUUCUUCGAAAAUUUUCUAUUGUGAACUCAACCAUAGGACAGAUUUCAGCAAGGGCUAUAAACAAUCAUGUUACGAGAAAGUUUCACAUUAUUAAUGCAACCAUCAUAGAAAUUCAAAGAAAUGCAUUUGUUCUGCACAAUUCAUCUGUAAAUGAAACUCUAACUAUUGCAUAUAAUACAUUUAAAGGUGGUAUUCCAGUCUUUCUGCUGGGAAACAUCAGAGGAGAUGUCUUUAUAAGCAACAACACUUUCCCCAAGUUGGAACACUCGCCCUGGAACCUUCGGGUACACGGAGAUGUUACUCUUCGAGGCAACGAUUUUACUAACAUUCCUAAACAUGGGCUUCAAUUUAGAAUUAAGCAUCGUAUCAGUAUAGUGCAUAAUGCCAUCAGAAAUCUCCAGAGUUAUGCACUUCAAGGGAUUAUGCCAGAAGGGAAAAAAGCAUUUCUUUUCCUAGAUGGAAAUGUUAUUCAUAAGCAUGAGCCAAUGUCCCUUCUCGUGAAUGGAUCAUUUGAAGACAAUUCUGUGGUGAUCAAGCGCACUCUGUUUAAACAGAAAUGUUUAUGCAACAUCACACAAGAUAUAACUGCAGCUUUAGGCCUACCAAAUCAAACAAUAGAGAAACUCUACGAGAAUGAGGUCCACCAACAAUGGUUUCUGAAUGGUGAAUGUCAACCUCCGGGACAUGGAGCAUCAAGAAUCACCAUUGACCAUUUUCUGUACAACAAGUGCUUAACAAAAAAAAGCCUCACAAUGGUGCUGAUAUUGGUGUUAUCCACCAUUUUAAUUACAAUAGCUAUUGGUAUCGUCGUUGCAUGGCGCAAAAUGAAGCACAAGACCACAGUUUCCUCGUCAGCAUCAGAUUACCAGUCCUUCACAGAGCCAGUACCACCAAGCAGAGCUCCAUCAAAUUGGGCAAUAGUGCAGCCAGAACCUCGCACGUACCAGGAGACAGAAAUACACAUACUCUUCGACAGGGCUCACGAAAUGGACGACUGUGAUGGAAAAUCACUACCCGAUCUAGUGAGGAGCGAGCCAAAUAACUGUAACGAUAGUGGAAACACAAAGAAAAAUGCCACUUUGCAGAUGAAGACAUCAGGCAACACACGGCAGUCAUGCCCCGUGUUGCCUGCAACAAGCAAGAAAUCAUGAAUGGAUAUGACUUGAGCCACAGUAAUUUAUUGUAAAUCUUCUUAAAACUUAAAUGUUUAAGAAAGAAAUUUAUUAUUGCAGGUUUUUAAUUAAAAUUUGCAGUAAGUUCAUUGCCAAGGUUUAUUUCUGUAUAAUUUUUUUUAUUUCUGUAUCUGGAACCUAUUUUUCUUGGAGUAUUUCUACUGGAGCUUUUACUUAAAUUACGGCAUUAAAACAUGGAAUAUUUUUAAGUAAAAAUAAAAAUACUGUACCGAGUUAACAUAAAAAAUACAACAGAUACUGUAAUAUACUGAACACAAUCUACAUAAUGUUUUCCUUUAUUAUAACUGCAGCUAAACAUUUCGGAAAACAAACAUCUUCCACCAAACUCCUAAACUGGUGACAAGCCAGUCAAGCAAUAGUGAGCAACCAGUAUUUGUCACACUAGUGACUACAAUAUCCACAAGUUAAAAAGUAAAUGUUAGGGUUAAAGUCCCUGGGUUUCUACCUCGAGCUAGUGGCUAGCGACAUGUGUAAGCUCGCUUACAGACACCAUUAACUAGGCUUUAAUAAAGUGUUUGCCUGACUUGAGUAACACACUUACUGCACACUUACCUGAAAGGUAUGACACCAUCCAAAGUCUGGUGUAUGGUUGGUGGAUGAGAGAGCGCAAACCCCUUGCUCAAUAAGGUCGGGUGUGCUCGAUACACUUGCAAAGCUAGGUCCUCUACCAGUUCCAUAUCUUCAUCUAGGUCAUCACCUUGAAAUAAAAUCAAUUUUAAUUGGCUAUGAAAAUAGAUAAUUAGACUUUGAAUUGCAUGAAACAAAUCUCAUGCAACUGCACUGAACACUGAACCAAGGCACACACACACACACAGACAAAGGCAUCAGACACACACACACAUGAAGAAUAAGAAUAUGGAACACAUGCAAAGGCCCCUACAUGGGACAAACUCCACAGGAUGACCAACACUUGCCUGUACAAGCAGAACUUAUACCCAGCUGAGUUACACAGAUCUUGCCUAUAGAGUGCCUGGUGCGAUAAAGUGUUAGGUAAUGUUCCAGGUCUGCUGGCAGCCAGUGCUCCCGUCAGGCAUUAUACAUGUGUGAAAGACCCGUGGUUUGGCGUGGGUAACGAUUGUUUGCAUAGUUGCAUAGCUAUGGUCAGCAUUGUAAAUAUAAUCCAUGGAGUUGUCUGUUUUGGAGUGCUCUGCCUUACUGUUUUUUUUAUGGGUAAUGUGAUUUAUUUAUGAUACUAUGUCAUAUUUGUGGAUGAUAUAAUGAAUGGGCAAGUGAUACUUUUUAUCAUUUUAUAAUUUAAAAGCUUUAUUUUUUUCUUAUGAUAUUACUAAAUUACUUCAGAAUGAUACCUCUCACUCCAUGAAAGUGGGAAAUCCUGGUAAUCAUAAUGUAUAAUUAAUUGUAUGAAUGUAUAAAUAAAACAAAUGCAUACUAUGAGCUACCAAAUAUGGUAGCAUGAAAUUGGACUAAAAUUGAGAUGUGGCACAAAUUUUCAAAUUAUUACUGAGAUUUACCCAAUUCCUCCCAAAAACAAAGCCAUUUAAAAAGAAAUGACUGGUUCCUAUCUAAUGUUGCUUUUCGAGAUGAUUUAGCCAAAGUUAAGUAAUAUGAAGAAUGGAUUAAUUUUGGUUUGACUGGGUAAUUAAGGUUAUGAAGCUAGUUGCAAAUAAUGGGGUCAUGUUUCUGAGCCCAUUAUAAGCCUUGGUAACCAUUUCCCCUUACCAUACAAUAGGUAUAAGGUGCAUAAUACUGUAUAUGAACAUAAUCAAAAUCUGUUGGAAAUAUUACUGCCUCACUUAAUUUAUUUGGUAAAUGUGUCUUGCUGUAUAUAGCAAAUAAUUUGCACUGUCAAUGAAGGAAGUAAUUAUCAAAAGAAAACUUUAAGCCAGGAUGGUUAUAUAGUACUCUAUUAUAUAAUAUUCAAGCGGUUCCUGGAACCUGCUGAUAUAGUUAUCUAUUACAAAUAAUUAAUUAUAAAUAACUUUCUUAAAUAAGAAAACAAUCAUGGUCAGUUUCUAAAUAUAUUAUGUCUCCUUUCUAUUACCACUGACCAGUUGGAAAUUGGGUGGAAAUAAACUAUCUAGCACUUGUAGACAAUCUUGAGGUUGUCUUGAAUUGGUUCCAAGGAUUAAUAUCCCUGCAGCCCAAUCUUUGACCAGGUCUCCUGGAUAAUGGUGUGAUCAACCAGGCAGAUGGACACCGCUGUACAGUCUGGUGUAGGAAUCACAGCCCACAUGAUCAGAGAGUAUACGUGUGUGUGUUAGAAUAAGGGGUGUCAGAGUGAAGAUGAUCAAGAUCAAUUACAAAAGUAUAACCCUCAUUAAUUAAUGUGCUUAGGCAAUGUCCCUUUUCCUAUCUUACUUUUAUUUCCUAGAAUGUAUGCUAAUGAUAAUUAAUGCUAUUCUGAUUUCCAGAAAUAUUACAUAUAAAAGAGACAGAUAGAAUAAAGAAAAUCCUCCAAAUUACCUUACACUAUUGUAACUGGAAUCACCAUGUCUUCCAUUACUAUGCUGGCAAUGGUAGAAAUAAAACUGGUGUAUUUGAUAUUAAUUUUUACCUGCAAUGGGUGGCAGAGAUAGAUCUUUUUUUAUUAGUGAUGCGGCACACAGCCCUCCCAAGUAUGAAAGCUCCUUCUCCAAGUGUCGUAAUGAGUCAGGUGGUGUUGGUGGCCAUUCAUACCCAACAACCAGCACUCGAAAUCCGUAUGUGUUGGCUCUGUCAUCCUUUACAUAGUCAGAGGCUGUUUCCAGAGAAAAUAGUACUUCAUGACCUGAGGAAAAUAGAAGGAGAGACUAGUACAAGCAAAUACUUUCUGGUACUGUAUGAUCAGCAUUAGAUAAUAGACUGGGAAGGAAUAAAACAAAGUAUGCUGGAAUUAAGAAGGUAUUCCAAGAAUAAGUGAGGGACAGAGUAUACAUAAUACAUGGAUAAUAAAGAAUCUUUUCUAGCAAUAAAAUGUUUACAAUAUUGC
Procambarus clarkii (red swamp crayfish) is the source of this 5088-nucleotide messenger RNA. RefSeq lists its product as uncharacterized. The record is from RefSeq and is a predicted model, not a curated record. Lineage: Eukaryota; Metazoa; Arthropoda; Malacostraca; Decapoda; Cambaridae.